AUGGGACCGGUUACAGAGUGCGGAGAGACCCGGGCUGCCGACCUUCCGCUUCCGAACCUUCCUCCUAGUCCAGAAGUACUCGAGUACAGUCCUGAUGCAUUAGGCAACACACUGAAGAGGGAGGACAGCCGGAGCAUGAAGUGUCGCCAGCCGCUUCGAGAUGCAGGCGACGAGGUCCCAGACCAUGAGAUGGCAAGCGCAAGUGCCCCGGAGUUUUAUGAAGUUCCGGUACCGGAAGACGAUGAUGAUUUGCUGUUGGGAGACACAGAAUGUUUUCUUGCGUUCCCUGAUCAGCGGCAAGUCUGGGAAAUGACUUUGCGUGAGACCCAGGCGGACAUGGACAAUCUCCCGUCAGCACAGCAAGCCCUAGAGUACGUUUUGCUAGCAACCCCAGAGAGGAAGAAGCGGGUCGAGGUUAGAAUGCAGGAUCUUUCCGAGGGCGAGCGGGAUCAGUUUUCACAAGCCAAGGGCAAAGAAGCUAGGUUGGUGGUUUUGGGUUUUGAGGACCCCGGGUUAAAUGAUACACCAAACGAUGCUCCUACUCUGGGGAAAGAUGCUCGUCAGUUGAUCCUCCAAAAGGUUGCGUCCAAUCGAUCGAAGCUGAUUAACUUUGAUAUUUCCACAGCCUUCUUACAGGGACGGGGAGAUGGACGCAAGCUUGGCAUACACCCGCCCGAGGAAAUCAGGCAAGCUUUGGACAUGAAGCCGGGAGAUCAGUGUCAGUUAAUGGGUGGGGCAUAUGGUAGGAUAGAUGCUCCGUUCUUAUGGUUCAAGACUUUAAAGGGCACUUUAGAGAGUCUCAGUUUUACACAGAGUCCGUUUGAUGCUUGCACUUUCAGUUUGAUUACGCAGCAUCCUCAGGGUCGACCUAAGGUUCAUGGGGUACUGGGGAUACACAUGGAUGAUGGUCUACGGGGUGGGGAUUCGUACUUCCGCAUGGUUAUUCAGAAGCUUCGGGACAAGUACAGUUGUGGGUCGUACGAUGAGGGCGAGUUCACCUUUACAGGCAUUCAUUUUAGACAAUGGGAUGACGGUAGCAUAGAGUACGAUCAGCAAGAGUACUUGGAUCGCAUUCAGCCGGCUCACAUUCCCCGGAAUCGUCGUUGUGAACCAGAAUCUCCUUUAAGACCGGAUGAAGUUCAUGAGCUGAGACGGUUGAAUGGUAGCAUCCAAUACGCCGCUGUUCACACGCCGCCAGACCUGGCGGCGAAAGUGGGGAUGCUCCAAUCUGCAGUUCCCAAAGCUAAGAUUCUGCAUCUUAUUGAAGCCAGCCGACUUUUGCAUGAAGCCAAAUCAAACCAUGUCUCGUUGAUGACGGUUCCCUUUCCGGAGCAACACGUGGCUUUCUGUACUUUCUCAGACGCUUCUUUCGCAAGUAGUAGGGAUAGUAAUUCUUAUCAAGGCACACUGGUGGUUGCAACGGAUUGGCGAAUGCUCGCCAACGAAAAAGCUGUGAUUGUGCCAAUGGUGUGGUCCAGCAGGAAGAUUGCCAGAGUUGUCCGUAGCACCUUGAGCGCCGAAGUAGUUUCCUUGUGCAACUCGGUUGAUCGCAUGUCGUGUUUGAGGCUUUUCUGGGAAUGGAUGAAGGAUCCUUCCGUGGAUAUCUCACAACCAGACGAGGUUCUGAAAGGGGCUCCUCAAGCAGCUUUGGUUACUGAUUGUAAAAGCGCAUAUGACAUAGCGACUAAGACUGCUGUCCCUAGUUGCUCAGAGCUCAGGACCCAGUUAGAGUGUCUGCUUUUCAGAGAAAGGCUCCUGGAGAACUGCCAAAUGCGAUGGGUCCAUUCCAAGGCUAUGCUUGCGGAUUGUCUGACAAAAACCAUGGAUAGUAGUGAGCUCCGUAGGUGUCUAGCCAGUGGGCAAUACUCCCCGUAUGAUGAAGACAAAGUACUGGCGGAGCGUCAGGGUAGGAGACAAUCGCUUGAAUGGCUACGGAAGGACGCCGAAGAUGCAAGCGCAGCAUUUUAG
Symbiodinium pilosum is the source of this 1968-nucleotide messenger RNA. The record is from the annotation of a GenBank genome assembly. Lineage: Eukaryota; Dinophyceae; Suessiales; Symbiodiniaceae.